Ilyonectria robusta is the source of this 2610-nucleotide messenger RNA. RefSeq names its product alfa-L-rhamnosidase. The transcript has a single exon. Gene Ontology annotation, biological process: carbohydrate metabolic process. The record is from RefSeq and is a predicted model, not a curated record. Lineage: Eukaryota; Fungi; Ascomycota; Sordariomycetes; Hypocreales; Nectriaceae. The coding region runs from base 1 to 2610 and encodes 869 amino acids.
AUGGCAAUCUCAAUCUCACAGUUGUCAUUUGAGCAUCAUCGCUUAGCUCUUGGCAUCGCCGAGACUGAGCCUAGGAUCUCUUGGCGAUUCGAUGGCGUCGUCUCCAAUUGGGAGCAGAGCGCAUACAAUAUCGAAAUUGCUCGGGGCUCAGCCAAACCCAGCCUUCACACCUUCAAUACGUCCGACUCCCUCUUCGUGGAGUGGCCUGAAGAACCGCUUGAUGUUGCUGAGCAAGCUUCAGUUCGUGUUCGAGCUCACGGCAAUCAAGGGCAACCUUCAACACCCUGGUCUGAUUGGGUGACUGUCGAGACUGGUCUCCUAUCUUCGAAAGAUUGGGCUGGAGCUGUGCCAAUUGCAGCAAAGCGCAAGACCGAGAAGGGCAAAGCGAAAAAGGCCAUCUACUUCCGCAAGGAGUUUCCCGUCAAAUCAGCAAUCAAGUCGGCCAGACUUUAUAUCACGGCUUUGGGCAUAUACGAAGCCGAGAUCAACGGCCAGCGAGUUGGUGACGCUGUCUUGGCCCCGGGUUGGCAGUCCUACAACCAUCGCCACGCAUACGACACCUACGAUAUUACGGAGCUCGUUCAAGAAGGAGGCAACGCUAUUGGCGUUGUAGUUGGCGAAGGGUGGUUCUCCGGCAGAUUAGCCUGGGAAGGAAAGCGAGAGUUUUGGGGAGACACAAUUGGUCUCUUCUCUCUGUUAACUGUAACCCUUGAGAACGGCAAGACUAUUUCAGUACCAACAGACACAUCGUGGACUGCCAAUCUGGGUCCUAUCGUUGCCUCUGAAAUUUAUGAUGGCGAAACCUACGAUUCCAGAUUGGAGUCGGAGAUUGAAGGGUGGUCAUCAGCCAGUUUUAGGGAUAAAGAUUGGCUGUCUACCAAGGAGCUUGACCCUCUUGAGGGCUCGCUCGCUCCUCCCGAUGGGCCACCAGUUCGAAAGUUGGAAGAACGACAUAUCGAGACAAUCACCAAAUCUCCUUCUGGAAAGACAAUCAUCGACUUUGGCCAAAACCUUGUCGGCUGGAUUAGGCUGACUGUUGGAGGACCGAGAGGCACAAAUAUCACUCUACACCACGCUGAGGUAUUGCAGGAAGGCGAGCUUGCAUUAGGUCCGUUGAGAACCGCCAAGGCAACGGACAGCCUUAUCUUGCAUGGUAACGGUACGCAGACGUGGGAGCCUCAUUUCACCUUCCACGGGUUUCGAUAUGUGCAAGUCGACGGGUGGCCAGAUGACACACCCAUCACAGACGAUUCCAUAACCGCCAUUGUGAUCCACAGCGACAUGGAACAGACCGGAUGGUUCGAGUGCUCCAACCACCUCCUCAACAAAUUUCACUCCAACGUUCGGUGGUCGAUGAAGGGCAACUUCCUGUCAAUUCCUACAGACUGCCCGCAGCGCGACGAGAGACUGGGUUGGACUGGUGAUGCCCACGCCUUCGGCCCUACAGCCAACUUUCUUUACAACACGGCCGGUUUCUGGCGAGGCUGGCACAAGGACAUGUGGUCUGAGAUGCAGAGAAACGACUCCAUGGUUGUUCCUUUCUACGUGCCCACUCUUCCUCCCAACGGCCCCGCCGCGCCAGCUGCGGUCUGGGGCGACGUUGCCGUGGCAAACCCAUGGAAUCUGUACAAAGCGUCCGGAGAUGUUGGUGUCCUCAAGGAGCAGUCUCACCAAGCUCAGGGCUGGGUUGAUGUUGGCAUUCCCAGAAAUGAAGACGGGCUCUGGAACCGCAGCAGCUUCCAAUUCGGAGACUGGCUGGAUCCUACCGCACCGCCUGAAAGUCCCGCUGAUGCAAAGACAUCGGCAAUCCUCGUCGCCGACGCCUAUCUCAUCCGCAUGACAGAGCUUCUGGCCAACAUCUCUAGCGCCAUUGGAGAAGAUUCCAAGGCAAAGGAAUAUCGCAAGAAGCACGGUAAGCUCCGAAAGGCAUUCCAGAAGUCUUGGAUGGAGGAUGGCCACCUCGCGAACCAAACGCAGACUGCGUAUGCUCUUGCUCUUAACUUUGGUCUCUAUACCGAUGCCAAAGAGCGCACGACUGCUGCCGAGACUCUUCGUACACUUAUUGCGGACAACGACUACCUCGUCGGCACUGGCUUCGCCGGUACACCUGCAUUGGGGCCUGCCCUGCGCGAUAUCGGUGCAGCUGAUGACUUUUACAAGAUGCUUCUCCAGACGAAGACACCCUCCUGGCUAUAUCAGGUCGUGCAGAAUGGCACUACUACCUGGGAGCGUUGGGAUAGCUUGCUGGCCAACGGCAGUCUCAAUACUGGCACAAUGACGAGCUUCAACCAUUAUGCGUUCGGUUCUGUUGCCGACUGGAUCCACCAGAGUAUUGGCGGAUUAGCCCCUGCCGAGCCCGGGUGGAAGGUUGCUGAGGUCGCGCCAAAGCCGGGUGGCAACAUCACCAGUGCAGAUACGCGGUUCAUCAGUGGUUAUGGAGAGGUGAGGGCUCAGUGGUGGAUCGAUGGCGAUGAGUUCCGCCUGAACUUGUGGGUUCCUCCGAAUUCAAAGGCGAGGGUGACGUUGCCCAAGGGAGUAGAGGUUGAGGAAGUGGGAUCCGGAUAUUACGAGUACAGUCAGUCUGGAUACGAAGAGUACGGGGAACUAUAG